AUGUCCCGCCCCAUCCCACUGGAGCUUGGAGAUCUCCGAGAGCUGCGGGAGCUGUGGCUCUACAACAACAAGCUCACAGGUCCUAUCCCUCCGGAGCUAGGGAAGCUUGGCGCCUCGAAGAGACUCGAUCUCAGCAACAACAAGUUAGAUGGUGCGAUUCCGGCGCAGCUCGGCGCUCUAAAUAAGCUCACGCUGCUCGACCUGUCCUACAACAAGCUUAGCGGCACCAUCCCGGCGGAGCUGGAAAACCUCACGGCACUGCUAGAGCUAUACCUCAACGGGAACGAGCUGAGCGGCCGCAUCCCGCCGGAGCUAGAAAAGCUGGAGGCACUGGAGACGCUCAGACUUUCGGGCAACCAGCUAAGCGGACGCAUCCCGCUGCAGCUAGGAAAUCUUGGCGCCUUGUGGGACCUCGACCUCAGCGGCAAAAAUUUAGAUGCCCACGAGUGA
Ectocarpus siliculosus is the source of this 450-nucleotide messenger RNA. NCBI's taxonomy places the organism in Eukaryota, Phaeophyceae, Ectocarpales, Ectocarpaceae. The record is from the annotation of a GenBank genome assembly.